Molecule: messenger RNA, 3989 nt
Organism: Myxocyprinus asiaticus (Chinese sucker)
Lineage: Eukaryota; Metazoa; Chordata; Actinopteri; Cypriniformes; Catostomidae
Product: copine-5-like
Exons: 20
Coding region: 242-1948 (568 amino acids)
Biological process (GO): cellular response to calcium ion
Cellular component (GO): plasma membrane
Molecular function (GO): calcium-dependent phospholipid binding
Source: RefSeq, a predicted model, not a curated record
UUCCUUUCUUUCUCUCGUGAUGAGCGGCAGCUGACCACCCGCCUUGCAGUGUGAUUCUUUACCACACUUUUAAGCGACUUUCCCCCGACUUUUCACCCCAGUCAAGUUUCUCGAGUUGAGGUAACGGCUCUUUAUCAAUACCCUGGCCUUGUUAACUCCGGGUUGGUCCGAGCGGGACCGUGAAAGCGUCCUCGGGGCCAGGCUUCGCGAGCCGUGGAACUGCCACGAGCCCCGCGCGCUCAUGGAAGGAGACAUCAUGGACAAACUGGAGGACAUGGCUUCGGUCUACGAGUUCGACCCGUUAACGGGCAACAUCCCCAACACCAAAGUGGAGAUCACAGUUUCGUGCAGGAAUCUUUUAGACAGAGACACGUUCUCCAAAUCUGAUCCAUUGUGUGUUUUGUACACCCAAGGGGUGGAGACCAAGCAAUGGAGAGAGUUUGGAAGAACAGAGGUGAUUGACAACACGCUAAAUCCGGACUUUGUCAGGAAGUACAUCCUUGACUAUUUCUUUGAGGAGAAGCAGAACCUGCGCUUUGAUUUAUAUGAUGUUGACUCUAAAAGUCCUGACCUUUCCAAACAUGAUUUUCUUGGCCAGAUGUUCUGCACACUGGGUGAGAUUGUCGGGUCACCAGCCAGCCGACUGGAGAAACCACUUGGAGGUAUACCAGGGAAGAACUGCGGUAUUAUCGUUCUAACAGCUGAGGAGCUUGGAAACUGCAGGGACAGCGCAACCAUGCAGUUCUGUGCCAACAAAUUGGACAAAAAGGACUUUUUUGGGAAAUCUGAUCCCUUCAUGGUCUUCUACAGAAGUAACGAAGACGGCACGUUUACAAUCUGCCAUAAGACAGAGGUGGUCAAGAACACCCUGAAUCCUGUUUGGCAACCAUUCACCAUCCCAGUCAGAGCUCUCUGCAAUGGAGACUAUGACAGAACAAUCAAAAUUGAAGUGUAUGACUGGGACCGUGAUGGCAGCCACGAUUUCAUUGGUGAAUUCACAACCAGCUACAGAGAGUUAGCCCGAGGUCAGAGCCAGUUCAACGUAUACGAGGUGGUGAAUCCAAAGAAGAAGAUGAAGAAGAAAAAAUAUGUAAAUUCUGGCACGGUGACUCUGCUUUCAUUCUCCGUGGAAUCAGAGUCGACUUUCCUCGAUUACAUAAGAGGAGGGACCCAGAUCAAUUUUACUGUGGCUAUUGAUUUCACCGCCUCUAACGGUAACCCAUCCCAGUCCACAUCUCUACAUUACAUGAACCCCUACCAGAUGAACGCCUACGCGCUGGCACUGAAGGCGGUCGGGGAAAUCAUCCAGGAUUAUGACAGUGACAAGAUGUUCCCAGCGCUGGGAUUUGGAGCCAAACUACCCCCUGAUGGAUGCGUGUCUCAUGAGUUUCCCCUAAAUGGCAAUAUUGAAAACCCCUACUGUAAUGGUAUUGAGGGGAUAUUGGAGGCAUACCAUCAGAGUCUAAAGACCGUCCAGCUGUAUGGGCCCACCAACUUUGCCCCUGUCGUAAAUCACGUGGCCAGUUAUGCAUCUGCUGUCCAAGAUGGCUCACAGUAUUUUGUCCUCCUCAUCAUCACAGAUGGGGUCAUAUCAGACAUGUCACAGACCAAAGAGGCCAUUGUAAAUGCAGCCAAGCUUCCCAUGUCCAUCAUUAUUGUUGGAGUUGGUCAAGCUGAAUUUGAUGCUAUGGUCGAGUUGGAUGGCGAUGACAUAAGAAUCUCCUCUCGAGGGAAACUAGCAGAGCGAGAUAUUGUUCAGUUUGUGCCAUUUCGGGAUUACAUGGACCGGACGGGAAACCAUGUGUUGAGCAUGGCACGGCUGGCCAAAGACGUUUUGGCUGAAAUUCCUGACCAGUUCAUUUCUUACAUGAAGAGCCGGGGAAUCAAACCCAAUCCAGCACCACCUCCUUAUACACCUCCUGGACACACACACCACACACAGAUCUGAGCACAUUCAUAGUCUGGAAGCAAGUUUAAGACAACAUCUCUCUGUCUGGAAUUCUGGGGUAGCUGUACUGGAGCUGUUAGGGUUUAGCUCCCAGUGUUACAGUGUGUUUGAUCUCUCCGAGGCACUCCGAGAUCCAGUGGCGUUUCUGUUUGUGCAUUUUAUAUUGUCUGCCCAUUUUCCUUGGGGUAGGACAGUGCAAUCCAAGAAUCAGACCCUAGAGCAAAAUUUUUUGUUAUGUUUUGUUUAAAAAUAUAUAUAUCUUGGCCUGUGACUGUUUCUUAUUUCGAGGAUCGGUUGACAAGAGAGGAUGAGGAGGAAGAGUAGGAGGAAUGGGAUGAUGUUUGUGGUUUCAACUUGUGCCUGUCUGUGGCUGUCUCAUUGUAUCAGGACAAGUGUGCCCUAUUUUGACAUUUGAACCUUUUUCCACAUUGGUAAACUAGAAGUGUGUGUGUUACGGUGAAGUUUUAUAGAUCUGUAUAGAUUUUAUUUUGUAUCAAGUCAUGCCUGUGUAAAUUUGAUUUAUUACAUUAAGCAUUGCUUGUGGAAGAUGUUUAUGUUAUUUGAUUAUCUGUCUGUAUCCAUUUUUGUUUAUGAAAGCAUGCAUGGAAAGGACCAUUUAUUUUCUAUCAGUUAAGUUCCGAUCACUGAAAUGUACAAUAAGUGACUAUGAGAAAUGUAAAAUUCCAUCUGGAUUUUUACCAAUAAUUCCAAACAGGAUACCUAUCUAGAGUGACUAGAGAAGCACAACUGCAACAAGCAUAUUGUUGGCUUAUGAUGCAUCAAGAGUCUGCAUGACUGGUCACAAGUACUACAUGAACCAUUGCAACUUAGCUUAGCUUUUGGAAUGAAGAAGGGCCCACUGCCCUGCAUCCCCUGGGGCCUUAUCCGGUGGGCCUAUAACCUUGCUGGUAUUGUGUCAAACUCUGUUUCCCUAUUGGGAUCUGUUUCCCACCUAACCCUAACCCUAACCCUGGGAGGAACAGUAUCUGACGGUAACAUUCUCCGCUGUCAGAAUGCGUUCACCCAUGCACAAACCUAAGCCUAACCCUACCCUACCCUGCCGUACCCUACCUACCCUAGCCCUAACCUACACUACCCUACCUACCUUAACCAUAAUUAUAACCCCAUACCCUAUCGGGGCAAGGGGGAAACAGAUUCUGAUGGGGAACACAAUUCGAUACAACACCGGAUUGAACAGCAGCUGGUGUGCAGGGGAUCUAAUGCAAGAGGUAAGAUAGUUCUUGGUAACUAGUAAACGUAAUGAUACAUAUCUUAUGAAUUUUCUGAAGCUCAACAGUAAUGAGCUAACUUGUGUGGCAAUACCAGAGAGUAGCUUACCUGUUGAGAAGUAACACGGCAAGAAUCGAACCCCCAAAAUUUAAAUCCUCCACCUUCUUAAUGUUCACUCUGGUUUUACUCCGUUCUCUGUCUCUUUGUCUUUUAGCAAGUCUUCGAAUUUUGGCGAAGCUAAGUUUCGUGUCCUCUGUAACACGUCUGCCAUGGACGUUCAUAUUCUCCCGGUUGAACAGUUUACUAAAAGUAGCCAUGCUCCAAACUCACGUUAUAGGUUUACAUAGAAAAGGAUGGGUGGUGCUGAGCGGGACGCUCAAAAUAUAAUCAUCAAUGUUUUCAUAGUGCCGGGGAGUCUCAGUGUUUACACUUUUGGGGGAGGUAAACCCAUGAAUGGCUUACAUGUAGUUGUCAAUGUACAAUAAACUGUGAUAUUAGAAUGUAUUUUGACAUAAAAAAGGUACACACUUCACCCUUAUAGUAUCGUAUGUCCGGUGGUUUUUAGCCUAAUUUUAAAAUUCAAAUUAAUGUGCUUUUAUAAUUUUACAGCAUUAAUUUAAUCUUAAAUGUUUCAGCAUAUUUAUUACAUAAAGAACAUUUAAACAUAGUCAUAUACAGACGUUUACUUGGCUAUCUAAAGGGGGAGUACUAUAGACUCCUAUUGUUUUUAUAUAAAGCUAAUUAUAAUUACCAGACUAACCCAUUUUUUUUUUUUUUUUUUUUUUUUUGGCAUUUUUAUAUAUAAUGUUAC